Sycon ciliatum is the source of this 5154-nucleotide messenger RNA. RefSeq names its product tectonic-2-like. NCBI's taxonomy places the organism in Eukaryota, Metazoa, Porifera, Calcarea, Leucosolenida, Sycettidae. The transcript is spliced from 11 exons. The record is from RefSeq and is a predicted model, not a curated record. Gene Ontology annotation, cellular component: MKS complex. The coding region runs from base 459 to 3512 and encodes 1017 amino acids. Gene Ontology annotation, biological process: cilium assembly; smoothened signaling pathway; protein localization to ciliary transition zone.
AAAGCAGCUUCAUUUCUUGUUGUAGCAGAAAAUGAAUCAGGCUCGGAUCUUGCCUCUACCACUGAGUACGACUACGAGUGGAAAGAUGAACUAACUUACUAUUAGAAUACUAUGAUCAUGGUGCUCUGUGUUUUGCACUGAACUACUUCUGAAGUCUGAAAGCCAGACUGUAAAAUUUAGCAUUGGAGGCGUAUGAAGUGCCCCUGCAUUUGUACCUCUAGGGGCCUGUCAAGGAAGGGAGGACAUAGAAUGAUAGAUGCAGCAUCGUGGCUUUGCUAACUAACUAAGUAACUUCGCAGAAUAUCCGGAAAGUGUAACGAGCAGCAUUAUUCAAUGCUGCCAACAUCACACAGACUAACUGUGCUGCAGGCGAGGCUAACGGCUAUUCACUCUCUGCACACACGCCACGGAUCGGCUUUGGAUACCACUCUGGCCCGUCUGGGUCUACAAGAACCGCUAUGUUGCUGUGCCACACACGCUGCUAUGUAACUGUGCGUAUGCUCCUGACGCUGGUGGCAGUAGCUGGUGCUAACUUUGCGGUGACGACUGUGUGGGGACAAGGCACUGAACCAGGGCUGACUACAUGCCAGCGGACGAUUGAAGUCACAGAGCCCGUCAACGAUCAGAGCCUGGUUAUCCUGUUUGAUGAGCCAGUGCGUGAUACACCAGUGUCUGUUGCGUGUGCUACGAAUCUAGCCGAUGGCGCCCGGCUGUACGUGGUCUUCAAUCAAACAUCGGUUGAGGCACGGGUUGGCGCCAGCACAACCACAGUCUACUAUGACAUCAUGGAGGUCGGCGGCGAUGCAAACAUCACGUGCUCGGCAAUGUCACUACACGCUGGCAAUCAGUACAGAGGGGAGAGUGUGACGGUAUUGGUGUCCAGCCGAGAGCCUGCUCUGCACGUAUUCCCGCCGAGGUUCGUCUUGCGUCAUCCCGCUGCCAGGGUCGGAGGUGUGCUGACUCUGAGCUAUCUACCGGUGCUGGAGAUGAACGUAACGGCCGUGUGCGCUGUCCUGGAUGCGGAUAUUGCCAUGACGCUGCCCAGUGAGGCGGUUUGCAGUGUUCUGGUGGCCGCUGUUGCGGACGCUGCAAAUAGAGACACCACUACACCGGUAACAGCCUUUCCAGUUACUGCACCGUUCUCGCCCACUCAGAGCAGCUUCACUACCAGCACAGCCCCGGCUACCAGUGACGUACCAGUAACACUAAACCUGACGACGGAUGCAGGGCUGGGAGUAUACAUUAACGGCAACAAAACCAUCGCCAGCCUGUCGUUCUUGCCCGGUAGCCAGUCCGUGACGUUCACACUGACAGCAGACGCCCAGGAGGCGACCAGCCGGCGUCGGGCAAGCCUGAGUCUGUUCUGCUGUUCGCCUGCGUGUCCGGACUGUGCUGUGAACCGCUUCAAUGACACUGUUGUACAGGUCAGUGUCGAGGUGGAGAUCUCCGAGAGCUACAACGCCACAAGCCUAACAGAACAAAUAAACGCACUGCGGGACAGUUCAGGGUGCAUAUGUGACCUGACAGCGGGGGUGUGUGACUUGCUGUGCUGCUGCGAUGCGGACUGUAGUGCCGAAGAUCAACAGCUCGUAUCCACCUGUGCGCCGAGUGCAGCCACCGAGCAACAGACUCUCAGCCAGAGCUGCUCGGCCGUGGGCAGUGCGGCGUGGUCGGACUGGGAUCACGUUCUGUGCGUGCAGACCGACAACAACCCAGACAACGGCGUCACGUUCAGCAGUGUUAGCACGGCGGACACGAGCGCAGAGUUCCGCAGAUCACGCACGGGGCGUAUUUCAGCACAAACCGGCGCACACGCGUCGAGUAUUGUAACAGAAUCCUCGCUGAAUACCGGCUACUAUCAUGGCCAGGUGCUGCUGACGGGUGCUAGCCCACUCACGGCUGCGCCCACGGUGUUUGCACUGCCAUCCUCUAGUGGUAGUAAUGCCGGUUGCUUUGAACACUCGCCAGUUCAGUAUCUCGUUGACACACGCUCACACUGCACUAGACUGGUGUCGGAAGCACAGUGUGGACCGGCAUCACCGCUGGACGUACGGCGACUCUUCAUGUACAGCACAACGGCAUCGUCCUCGUCGCCGCAGCCUGCAGGAAGUCAAGCGUGUCGCAGCUACCCGGGCCUGCUGAAAACGCCGCUGGAUCGCACGACACUGGCACCAGUGUGUGACGUCAGUGUGACAACGUGUGUGAACGAUAGGAUAUCACGACCGGCGCAGCGCCUCAAUGACAUUGCCUUGGCCACCCUUGCAGACCUAGGGCAGCCAUCAGUGGAGAACGUCAGCAUGGCCGCCGAAUGCACUGCUACCCAGCAGGGCUUAGAUCCGGUGUACAAUGCAACUAGCAACACAUGUGAUAACGUGCUGCUCGGCAUUACCUACACUCUGCAAUGGCGUGCUCGACAAGUUGAGUCUGUGUCGAUGGCAGCCACCCUGGGCAGUGUGGCAGUAGGCAGUUACGUACAGCAAACGUUCGCUGUCCAAUUUCGUUCAGUGCCAGUGGCCGGUGAAGUGUGUACACCGGACGCAGGUGUUGAGUCUCUCUCGGGUAAUCCCGGCUACCAGAGAGGCAUGUCACUACGCCUGGGUCAGUUUGACUCCACUGGCACAGUCCUAUCUGACGUCAGCCUGACAGGGCUGCUCACAUGGAACAGUGCCAGAGCAGCACAGUCACUCUGCUCGCAGUCGUCUCAGCAGCCUGUUCUCUUCGGAAUGGACCAAACGUCCGGCUGCCUACUGCAUGUCUCUGCAGCCGACAUACAGCAGCGCUGCAAGAGCUUGCGAGAACAAGUGUUGUCGCUGCAGCGGUCACUGGUUAGCGCAACCUACGCUGCCAAGACCGGGAAUGCACCGUUCACGUACAGCGCCAGUAACUGGGCAGACAUCAUACCUACAUCACUGGACUUAAAUGCAUCCUCAGAGGCAGCAGCAGCAGACCUGAGCCCUACCACAGCAGCACCAACACCAGCCAGCAGUAACGCUACCAACGUAACCAGCAGUGGCAACAUCACUCAGCUGAAUGGCGUGUGCAGGCAGGUUCCAAGCAGACUGGUCACGACUGUUCUGUACGCAUCCGUCGGACGCGACACCAACUUACAACCAAGAUACCAGAUUGUGGCAGUCAGCACAGACAUCACGGCUGAAGACUGGCUGUAUCCGUGCCCAACUGGAAUGUGCAGCGACAGUUCAGACGAUAACCUGACCCAUCUAUUCGAGAUCGGCAGCCGCGUGCAGUUCAUUCAGAUUCCCAGCAAUCCCACUACGCUGAAGAAAAGUGACAUUAGCUUCACGCAGCAGGACCCGUGCCGGUACGACACCUGCACCGAGCACGUCUUCUACCCGCUGACGGAUUUCUUCUGGAGCUCGCUGGCCGGCCAGGACAAGUGGUUCACGGCUGCCACCACACUGCUGGCCGUGUGCGGAGGCACGGCGGUGCUGAUCCUGAACGCAAAGUGGCGUCCGCCAACACUGGCUGUCACCGGCGGCGGCAUACGUAGAUAGUGGACCAGAGCGAAUGUACACCCGUACACUGUGAAGGAGACUGUGACGGGUCAACAGAAUGCUAUAGGCUGCAUGGAGAGAGCCACACAAUGCAAUGAGUAAUCCCAAAUGACCUGUAACAGGCACACACACUCAUAGAUAGUGGACGGGAGCGAUUGUACACACGUACACGGUGAAGGUGCCUGCGACUGUGACUGGUCAACAUGAUAUGCUAUAGGCGGCAUGGAGAGUGCCACACAAUGCAAUCCAAUGAGUCCUAAUGACCUGUAACAGAUAGUCAACAGCAUAUCAACAUCGCCGGCUUCCAAGUUGAGUGGGUGCUAUGGAUGCUAUAAAUGCUGCGGAUGCUGUGUCGACCAUGUGCACCCCUACACCGCAGGCACACAGCUCUGACAUCGCGGUGACAAAACAUUGCAAGACAGCGAGCUAGAGUCACAUGCCCAACAAAAGCUCCGGGAGCUUACAGCUUGCUCCUGUACCAUACAGCCAAUACCUAUGCUAUGGUUGGAGAAGGCUGGUACAGUGGACUGGUGGCACUUAGCAAGUCCAAUACGGUGAUGAUGCUUCUGAUCCGCUGUAGCUGGAACACAGUAGCUAUGCUUGCAGAAUCUGCGGUACACUGAAUGUGCCAUGGAUCCACUCAUCUUGCUACUGGGUCUGCACGCCCCACACACAGGCACACACUAUAAUGUGGUGGUGCGCUGCUAUGACGAGCAGAUGUGUGCGCGUGUGGUCUCAGUGGUAUGAAGACAGCGCGAAAAGCCAGCUAGCCCUGAUCACCAAGCGCAAGGUUGGCUGUCUAGCAAGUCAGCCUGCCUGCCUGGCUGCAGCAGGUACAUGUAUACCUGCAGUACUAUCAGUGUUGAUUAGAACUACACAACUGGAUGUACUAGUAGAUGAUAAAGUUGAACACAUGUGCACAGGAUGCAUGCCGCCAUUCUAUUUGUGACAAAGCAGCAAAGACAACAACACACAUGGUGUUGGGCUUCAGUUCAACAUACUUUUUAUAAUCACCUCACAACAAACGCUAUGCAGAAGAAAAGAGGAGGCAAUGAUUCAAACAGAUCUUUACAUGCACCUUUGGCUACACAUCUUCCCAGCAGGCUGCCAGUUACUUUUAUUUUUUUUAUAGCCGCAUCUAAUAUUUCUCCCUAUAGCGAUGGCCUAUAGCCACAGCAUCCCUGCCUUUUUCUACCUCCCCUGCUGUCCAUCAAACAAUGUGCUCAAGAGAUUGGGCGUGAGAGAAGAGUAACACACGUUAAAGCAAAACCGUAAAGAGAACAGAAUCAUGAGUGUUAAAACAGUGUAUGUACACCGGAAUAGGUAAAUACGUACAUGUACGUCAAAGAAGGCAGACUUGGUUAGGACAACAACUCGUGAGAAACAGGAUAAAAGGCAACGGCGAAAACAUUACAAUGAAUGAUGAGCUAGGUAAGAGCUGGAAAAUUGGAAAAUUGAGAAACAGUUCAAAACGACGUGGAACGACCUAUUGCAGUCCAGUCACCUAGUACCUCUCAACAGCCAAACACAUGCGCGCACACACACCCCUGUACUCUGUGUGGAUAUAAAUAGAAAACUUGUUAAAACAUAAAACAAGAACAUAAAACACUUAAGACGUUUGUCACCAAGAACAAAGAUGGAU